AAGAAGUCAAUCAAACUAAUAUGCUUAUAAAUUUAUGUUUAAAAGAAACAAACAAGGUAAAGAACUUAUACCCUACAAUAAUGAUUGAUUGAUUAUUUUUAUUUCCUUUCUCUUUAUUAUUAUUGUUUUAAGUCAACAUGAUACCCUUACAAAAAAACAUACAUUCCCCCUUAAUUUCCUACAUUACAAAUAUAAAUACCUCUCUUUUUUUGCUCUCAACCUACAACCAACCCACUCAACUUCUCUCAACUUCCUCUCUAAUUUUUUUUUGUUAAAUUAGUAAAAAUGUUGAAGAAGAUUAGAGUGGUAAAAUCCUUGUCUAAUCUUUCCAAGAAAACAAAGGCGACGAUCAACAAAGUUGAUAGUUGCCAUUCUUGUGAGUAUUCACAUCGACAAUCUUUGCUAGUCAAGGGAUCGUUAGAGGAAGAUUCAUUUUCUCCCACGAAGAUCCCUACAGGGUUCUUCGCGGUAUAUGUUGGGGAGGGGAGGGAAAGAUUUCUCGUCCCCACGAGUUUUCUUUCUCAUCCCCUCUUCAAGAUAUUGCUAGAGAAGACUUAUGAUGAGUUCGGGUUUGAACAAAAGAAUGGCCUUAUUGUACCAUGUAGCGUUUCGACUUUUCGAGAAGUGGUUAACGCCGUAGAGAGUAACCAUGGAAGGUUUGACAUGAGAAAACUCUUUGAGGAAGUUGUUGUUUGAUCAUUUGUAUGUAAGUAUGUAUAUAUAAAAGAGUUAUAAUCAUAGAGUUUAAUUAAGUUUAAUUGUAGGUGAUUAAAGGUGAUGAGGCAAUUAUUUUGUAAUUAAGUCUCUGUAAUACUUGUAGAUUUAGGAAACUCUUUAGAGUAAUUUCCAAGGAGUAUGUAGUAAAAAUGCAUUCCCAUGGAUUUGCUGUAGAUUAUGUGGUUGAUAAAUAUAAUAUGAUCACGUAUGACAUGUUUUAUUUUA
Messenger RNA from Chenopodium quinoa (quinoa), 942 nucleotides. Its product is annotated as auxin-responsive protein SAUR50-like. NCBI's taxonomy places the organism in Eukaryota, Viridiplantae, Streptophyta, Magnoliopsida, Caryophyllales, Amaranthaceae. The record is from RefSeq and is a predicted model, not a curated record. Gene Ontology annotation, biological process: response to auxin. Bases 286 to 696 code for a protein of 136 amino acids. The transcript has a single exon.